CUCUGAUCGCUAAAAUUUUCUAACAAAAACAUUGUCAUGGAUGCAAUUUCGACAACCAAUAAUGUUCAAAAAGAUUGCAACGGGGGCAAUGGAGAGUAUCAUUACGCUGUGGUCGAACCACAUGACGAGGCUACAUUAGAUCAUCUUCAUCGCUACAUGAGCAAAACAUUAGUAGAAUUUCAAGAUCAUCUUGUCGAAAAAUCCGAGCACUUAUUGGGUUAUCAUCUAAACAUGAAUUGCAAACAUUUCAUGGCUUUAUCUCCAUUGUUGCAAUUCCAUGUUAACAAUGUUGGUGAUCCAUUCGUUGAGAGCACCGUUGGUUUGCAUUCUAAAAAAUUCGAGAUUGGAGUUUUAGAUUGGUUUGCUCGACUAUGGGGGAUCGGUAAACAUGAAUAUUGGGGUUGUAUAACCAAUGGUGGAUCGGAAGGCAACUUUCAAGGCAUUUUGCAGGGGAGAGAGCUAUUACCAGAUGGAAUAUUGUAUACUUCACAAGAAUCUCAUUACUCUAUCUUCAAAGCAGCAAAAAUGUAUAGAAUGGAAUGCAAAACUAUAAGUGCAUUGAACACGGGAGAGAUUAAUUAUAAAGAACUAAGUGAGAAUCUUUCUCAAAACAAAGAUAAAUCAGCGAUAAUCAAUGUCAACAUCGGUACUACUUUUAAAGGAGGUAUAGACAACCUUGAUCUCAUUGUAAAAGUUCUAGAAGAAUGCGGCUUCUCAGAAGAUCGUUAUUACAUCCAUUGCGACGCUGCAUUAUAUGGACUCAUUUCUCCUUUUCUCGAACAGGGUUCGAAGUUUAGCUUUAAGAAGCCCAUUGGAAGUGCUUCCGUCUCCGGACAUAAAUUCUUAGGUUGUCCGAUGCCGUGUGGAGUGUACAUGACACGAAAAAAAUAUGCAUCUCGUCUACUUCGUCAAAAUAUUGAUUAUAUACAUUGUGUGGAUAGUACCAUUAGUGGAAGUCGGAACGGUCAUGCCCCGAUUUUCAUGUGGUACAACUUAAACCUGAAAGGUUAUAAAGGGCUUAGACACGAUGUUACAAUAUGCAUAAAGAAUGCUCAAUACUUACGAGAUGGAUUGAAGAAUAUAGGAAUCAGUACAAUGUUAAAUGAUAUGAACAUUGUGGUUGUUUUCGAGUGCCCCCUUGACGAAUGCUUCGUAGAACAUUGGAACCUUCCUCACCAUUCGAAUAUGACACAUAUAGUCGUCAUGCCUCAUAUUACUACUCGAAUGUUGGAUAAUUUCCUCAAAGAUCUUGUCCGAAAGAGAAAAGUUUGGUAUGGACAUAACAAUCUCGAGCCUCCUUGCGUUGCAGAAGAAAUUGGAAUCUCAAACUGUGUUUGUGUAGCUCAUUGUAAUAGCAAAAAUUUCGGAUAGCUGCUGCGAGUUCCCACGUUAUAUAAAAAAAAAGAAAAAAAAACUAGUAUAGCAAAUUGACAUUGUUGAAUGCAAUAAUUGUAAGUUUCUAUUUUUAUGUGUGCAAAU
Andrographis paniculata is the source of this 1479-nucleotide messenger RNA. Its product is annotated as serine decarboxylase-like. Gene Ontology annotation, molecular function: carbon-carbon lyase activity; pyridoxal phosphate binding. Gene Ontology annotation, biological process: carboxylic acid metabolic process. Bases 37 to 1371 code for a protein of 444 amino acids. The transcript has 4 exons. NCBI's taxonomy places the organism in Eukaryota, Viridiplantae, Streptophyta, Magnoliopsida, Lamiales, Acanthaceae. The record is from RefSeq and is a predicted model, not a curated record.